Hylaeus volcanicus is the source of this 597-nucleotide messenger RNA. It is a transcript of the gene RpLP2, whose product is annotated as 60S acidic ribosomal protein P2. Gene Ontology annotation, molecular function: structural constituent of ribosome. The record is from RefSeq and is a predicted model, not a curated record. The coding region runs from base 158 to 499 and encodes 113 amino acids. Gene Ontology annotation, cellular component: cytosolic large ribosomal subunit; ribosome. NCBI's taxonomy places the organism in Eukaryota, Metazoa, Arthropoda, Insecta, Hymenoptera, Colletidae. The transcript has 4 exons. Gene Ontology annotation, biological process: cytoplasmic translational elongation.
CUGUUAAAUAUUGUAGAUGGCACUAUAGUCGUUCAUAGAAAUAAGUUCACGAUCUCCUUCUUCGACUCUCCACGGUCUUUAUCGUUUAUCCACGCUCCGAACCGGUCACACAUUCUUUUUGAGCGUAAUCCACGUUUCGUGUCGUAAGACUUAAAGAAUGCGUUACGUGGCCGCUUAUCUUUUAGCUGUUCUAGGAGGCAAAGCCUCUCCUAGUCAAAAUGAUAUCGAAAAGAUUUUGUCAUCCGUUGGAAUUGAAACAGAUGGUGAGAAGCUCAAGAAGGUUAUAUCAGAACUGAAUGGAAAGUCAAUCGAUGAUUUGAUCUCACAAGGACGCGAGAAAUUAUCAUCCAUGCCAAUUGGUGGUGGUGCUGCCGCUCCAGCUGGAGCUGCUGCUGCUGCCCCAGCUGCCCCAGCAGAAGAAAAGAAAGAGGAGAAGAAACCAGCAAAAGAAGAAUCUGAAUCAGACGACGAUGACUUGGGCUUUGGUCUCUUCGAUUAAGUACAUAACAGCGUCACCUGUAUAACUACCUGUACAACACACAUGUAUUAUACAGUUUUAACAAAAUGAUUUGAAAAUAAAUUUAUAUUUUUAAUUUA